Molecule: messenger RNA, 2614 nt
Organism: Oryzias latipes (Japanese medaka)
Lineage: Eukaryota; Metazoa; Chordata; Actinopteri; Beloniformes; Adrianichthyidae
Gene: nap1l1
Product: nucleosome assembly protein 1-like 1
Biological process (GO): nucleosome assembly
Cellular component (GO): nucleus
Source: RefSeq, a predicted model, not a curated record
CUGCCGGGUUGCGUGAUGACGUCGCAAGUAUAUGAGCGCAGACGGCGGGAUCUCGCUCCCUUUUACCGCCAUCAGAGCGAAGUCUCUUUCUUCACGGGUCCGCCUCACUGCGCAGCGCUGUUUCCACAGUCCUGUCUCCGGCCACACAGCGAAGCAUCACUUGAGACUCUCCAAACAUGUCAGACAUUGACAAAUAACACUCUGUCUCCCCCCCACCCCCCACCUCCAAGCAGUAAAGACCAGACUGAGAUGGACCCGGCAGACAUGGAGGAUGUAGAGGAGGUGGAAGAGGAGGAGACCGGGGAAAAUGAAAACAGCAAAGCUCGUCAGCUCACAGUGCAGAUGAUGCAGAACCCACAGAUCCUAGCAGCUCUACAGGAGAGGCUGGACGGUCUGAACGGCUCCCCAUCAGGCUACAUGGAGAGUUUACCAAAGGUUGUGAAGAGACGCGUCAAUGCCCUCAAGAACCUCCAGGUCAAAUGCGCUCACAUCGAGGCCAAGUUCUAUGAAGAAGUUCACGAACUGGAGAGAAAAUAUGCGGCUCUGUACCAGCCUCUGUUUGACAAAAGAAGCGACAUAGUGAGAGCAGCAUAUGAGCCCACAGAUGAGGAGUGUGAAUGGAAAGCAGAUGAGGAGGAAGAGCUCACAGUAAGUAAGCAGGAAGAAAUGAAGGAAAAGGCCAAGCUGGAGGAGGAGAAGAAAGACGAGGAGAAGGAGGACCCCAAAGGCAUCCCAGAGUUCUGGCUAACAGUUUUCAAAAAUGUGGACCUGCUCAGUGAUAUGCUGCAGGAGCACGAUGAGCCCAUACUAACACAUUUACAAGACAUUAAAGUAAAGUUUUCUGACCCAGGACAACCAAUGAGCUUUACGUUAGAGUUCUACUUCGAGCCCAACGAGUUCUUCACAAACACAGUCCUGAUUAAAACCUACAAGAUGAGGUCUGAGCCCGAUGAGAGCGACCCCUUUUCCUUCGAUGGUCCAGAAAUCAUGUCUUGCACAGGCUGCACCAUUGACUGGACCAAAGGCAAAAACGUUACAUUGAAAACAAUCAAGAAGAAGCAGAAGCACAAGGGCCGCGGCACGGUGAGGACAGUCACCAAAACCGUCCCCAAUGACUCCUUUUUCAACUUCUUCAGCCCCCCUGAGGUUCCAGAAAAUGGAGAGUUGGACGAAGACUCCGAGGCUAUCCUGGCUGCUGACUUUGAAAUCGGCCACUUCAUCCGUGAGCGCAUCGUGCCACGGGCAAUUCUGUACUUCACAGGCGAGGCCAUUGAAGACGACGACGACGAGUAUGAUGAAGAAGGAGAGGAGGCAGAUGAUGAGGAGGGUGAAGAGGAAGCUGAUGAAGAGAACGAUCCCGAUUAUGAUCCCAAGGUUUAAGUGGUGACUGUAGAAAAAUAACCCUGUCCCGAAGGAUGCAGCCCCCCCAGCUGAGUGCAAGCAACAGUGAGGCCUUGUCUGGCUGCCAUGAGGAUCAACUGCACUGUAACUGCUUGUUAAACUUCUUCAAAAAAAGGAAAAACGGAUUAAAAUAGUUACUUAUCGCCUUAUAAUGUUUUGUAUUUUUCUUGGUAGGGAAUUUGAAAGCAAAGGUUUCCAGAUUUUUGUUACAAAUCUUCCCGGUGAUAAACUGGGAGCCGUCUGGCUCAGUUCACAUAGUAUUUUACUAGCCCUGUUUUUCCUGUUUUCCUCUCCUCUGUACAGUAAAGGAACAGGAGAACAACUCCGCAUGACCUUAUUCCUAAUUCGUUUGGGUUUCUGUGAUGUUUUUGUCGUUUUGCUCUUCGACAACGGCUGUGCUUCUGACCAAAGGAGUGGGUGGAUGGUUGUCCCAGGUUAAAUGUUCCUCUGAGGGGGAUUUUUUUUGGCACAUGAAAAAAAAAUCAUUGUAGCAUUCUCAGUCCCAGAGGUGAUUUGGGGGGGGGGUCUGCAUCCUUCCAGUUGGGAGCUCCUUGUGCUGGCUUGAAACAUUCCAGUAAGCAGAAUCAAACCCAAGAAGCCCCUUUAUCAAACAUUCCAGAGAAUUCCAGGGAAAGGUGGUUCAGGGACACCAAACGCUAACCUUCAGGCUCUCAUGUGCCCGCUGUCCUCACAUCUGUGCACAGCAGUGCUCCAGCAGCGUCCUUUCAUCUCUGCGCUGCCAUCACGUCCUCUGCUUUCUCCAGAGGUCAAAGUGGGGGGUGGGGGUUUGGAAUAGGAACUGCUUAAGUAAAUGUAGCACAGGAGUCUGGAGGAAAUGCUCAGAUUUUCAGAUAUCCCUUGAUUUUUCUCGCUGCUUCUGGUUGACCACCCAAUGGUGGUGGUACACUCUCACCCCUAUCUGGUUUAUCACUGUGACGGGAGGGCAGGUGUGAUAAUUGCCCCCCCCCCCCCCCCCCCCCCCCCCCCCCCCCCCAUCUGGGCCAAUGAUCGGUAGCCCUCCUCACCCUCGUUGUCCUUGAACCAAAAAUAGCAAUAUUACCCUCCCAGGUGGUGUGAGACAUGUUGGGGGCAGGUCGCCUCAUCCUCCGGGAGUAGGUUCUGUUCAGCUGUUGUCGAGGCAAAAUGCUAUGCUGCAAAAAUACUAAUGUACUCAAUGUUCGUGUAUGGUCAUGAAUAAAUUGGUAAAACGCGC